UCCAGGUCUUGGAUUUGCCCGGUGAUAAGGGGAAUUUGCAGUCAGAAAUUCUAUGGUAUUUCCGCGAAUGUGAGGUUCACGAUGCGAUGUGCAGAUAGCGAUAAACGUCGCGGCGUCCUCGUGGCCGCCACAAUUUGAUUGUCCCCGACUCCGACACGAUUGCCAGUCCGAAUCGAAGUUGCCGCUACAAAGGAAUUAUUAUUUUUAGGACGUACCACGCGUCUCACGUAAAUAACAUGUCCCGCCCGCAAGCCUGACGCUUUUAUGAGAGAUACAGAUAAAUAUGGAAAACAAGUCAAAAAGAUAUUCAACGAAUGAAAGUAAUAUAGCAGCAAAACGACUCAAAAUUUGCAAGAAAAUGUUUUGUUGGGGCAGUACUAUACAUGGAGAGUUGGGACUGGGUGGAAUUGAAGAUGAGAAUAUUUUUAUGCCUCGGCAAGUGGAUUUUGCAAAAGCUAAUGAAGUUGAACAAAUUGCAUGUGGAGAAAAUUAUACUGUAACCAUUACAAAUGAUGGGCAAGUGUAUUCUUGUGGUAAUAAUGAUUAUGGACAACUUGGUCACGAAAAGGCAAGGAAAAGAUUGCAACUGAUACCUGGCCUGGAUGCAUUUGUAUUCAAGAAAAUAGCUUGUGGCAGUUGUCAUACUUUGGCUGUGAACGAAUGGGGACAACUUUUUAGUUGGGGAUGUAAUAUGAAAGGUCAACUAGGUUUAAAUAGUGUCGAUUGUACAGAACGUACACCACGUAUGGUAAAAGCAUUGGGUACAAGCGUGAUAGUACAGAUUGCGUGUGGUAUAGAGCAUUCAAUUGCUCUGACUAAUGAUGGAGAAUUAUAUUCAUGGGGUAGUAAUAGAGAGGGACAACUAGGAAUAGGAUCCCAUACAGUUACUGAAAUAAAACCAAAAAGAAUUAUUACUUUAGCUGCUGUACCAAUUGCAUUUAUUGCAUGUGGAGGAUAUCAUACUGUAGUUAUAUCAAAAUCAGGAGUUGUAUUUGCAUGGGGUCGAAAUACUUUCGGCCAAUUGGGAUUAAAUGAUACACAACAGAGAAUUGUGCCUUGCCAAUUACGUACUUUAAGAAACGCAAAAGUAUGUUAUGCAGCGUGCGGUGAGGAGUUCUCUGUGUUUUUGACAUUGGAUGGUGGAGUGUUUACUUGUGGUGCUGGAAUGUAUGGUCAAUUAGGUCAUGGAAAUGGUAUGAACGAAAUCUUGCCGCGACAAGUUAUGGAAUUAAUGGGUAGCACGGUAACACAAAUAUCCUGUGGUAAAAGACACACACUUGCCUUAGUACCAUCUAGAGGUAGAGUUUACGCAUGGGGUCUAGGAGGUGCUGGACAAUUAGGUAAUCGCGCCUCUCGAAGUGCGACAACGCCACUAGUCGUACUGGGACCAUGGUCCUCGGCGAGCGGAUCAUCGAUGAAGUUCGACUUGUACCAUAGCCCACAAAUCGAUUGUGUCGUUAGACACAUUUUCAGCGGCGGUGAUCAUUGUUUUGCUACAAUUACCGCAAGAGAAGAUAAUAUAGAACCAGAUGACUGUAGAAUAUUAGGAUCCCAAAUUCUUACAGUGACGGAGGAAAAGCUAGCUGACUGUCAAAGGGUCCCAGCAGACUCACAAGUUAAUCAUGAAUUAAUGACUUAUCUAGAAACUGUAUUCAAAAGUCAGGCAUGUAUAAAUGCAUCUUUUUUACUUGAUAAUGAUAAGCAUUACGGUUGUUCGAGCAAAAAUCAUGGAGUCGAUCUUGACCGCGCGAUUAGAUUAUUCGGAAUUAUCUCAGAAUUGGAGAAUAAUACGAUUCAAGAAUUGAUUUUUACAUGUGUAAUUGAAAGUCUGAUGCCAUCGUUCGUCGAUUCUCCGCCCGACGUUGAGUCUUUGAGAGUGUACUUAACGUUACCAUUGUAUCAUCGCUUUGCAAAUCUAUCAAACUACAGUUCUCUACAGAUACCGUUCUGUAAAGCAGUGUUAAAACUGAAAGCGGAGGCUUACAAAGUUGUGAGCAUAUGGUGGAGCUCAUAUGCUUCGGCAUACUAUUUUGAAAGACUAGUGAGGAUUUAUAAAUCCACUGUGCUGCACAUUGUGGAGCAAUCGACAUCGAACAAGACUGUUUCGUGGAAUGAAAAUCUAAAAGCUGUUCUAGAACUGUUACAAUUACUAUAUAGAUUAAAUAUAGUAGCUGGUAUAAGAGUACCCUAUGAGACAUUUCACUUGCCAGAAUUAUCGGAACAUAUAGAUAUCAACCGCGAUUACCUCAUGUGGAUGUCGGAAGAAGAUCGGUCUUAUUAUCGUAAAAUAUACUUUUGCAAUUAUCCUUUUCUAUUUGAUGCUGAAGCAAAAACUACAUUGCUCGAAACAGAUCAAGCUAUACAGAUGCAAUCUGCAAUGCAUGAAGCAGUAUCACGGGCUGUAAGAGAUAUAAUGUUUGGUUUGGCUAGUGCAAAUCCUCAACAUUAUAAUCAAUUUGUAAUACUGAAUGUAUCACGGAAUGAUAUAGUCCAAGAUACUCUAACACAGUUAUCUCAGUAUGAUUCUAGUGAAUUGAAAAAACCACUUAGAGUUAAAUUUCACAACGAGGAAGCCGAAGAUGUAGGCGGUGUGAAAAAAGAAUUUUUCAUGCUUCUUCUGCGAGAAAUUCUCGAUCCUAAGUACGGCAUGUUUAAAGAAUACGAAGAGACAAGGACAAUCUGGUUUAGCUCGGAUUCGUUGGAGGAUGAAGUUAUGUAUUUCUUAAUCGGCCUUCUUUGUGGCUUAGCUAUUUAUAAUUUCAUAAUCAUUGACUUACCAUUCCCAUUGGCCUUGUAUAAGAAACUAUUGGGUGAAUCAGUCGGAUUAAACGACAUCAAGGAUAUGUCACCUGUAAUAGCUAAAAGUAUGCAGAGUAUUCUUGAUUACAACGAAUCAGACUUUGAAGAAGUAUUUUGUUUGAAUUUCGAGAUAACUAGAGAAGUAUUCGGCGAGCAGAAAAGUUUCGAUUUGAUACCUGGUGGUAGCAAAGUUUCUGUAACAUUAAAAAAUAAGCAACAAUAUGUGAAUCUCUACAUAGACUAUAUACUGAACAAAUCUGUGGAAUCACAGUUCAAAGCAUUUCACAAGGGUUUUCAUAAAGUGUGUGGAGGAAGAGUGUUAGAACUCUUUCAUAGUCACGAAUUGAUGGCGUUGGUAAUCGGCAAUCAAAAUUAUGAUUGGGAAGAAUUAGAGAAGAAUGCUGCUUAUAAAGAGAGUUAUACCAAAAGCGAUCCUACUAUUGUGCUUUUCUGGCAAGUUUUUCACGAAUUGCCAUUAGAAGAGAAGAAAAAAUUUUUACUUUUCUUAACAGGCAGUGACAGAAUACCUAUACAGGGUAUGAAAGCUAUUAAGAUAACGAUACAACCGAUGUCCGAUGAACGUUUCUUGCCUGCUGCGCACACAUGCUUCAAUUUACUCGACUUGCCACGUUAUCAAACACGCGAAAGAUUGAAAUAUAAGUUGCUGCAAGCUAUCCAGCAUAAUCAAGGAUUUUCGCUUGUGUGAAAACAAAAGACAUAAAUGAUAUAAAGCCUUUUUCAUGACUCAUAUAUAAUUGUACAAUUAUUAACUUUCUAUUUGCAUAUGAAAUUACAAAUUAUAAAAUUGAUAAAAAUUGAAUAUUCAUGAAAAAUAACAAGUUACUUAUUGAUGCAUAAUUGUGUUGAUGAUGCAUCAAUCUGUUGCUUUGAUUUUUUCUUCAAUGUCUAAUUAAAGAUAAUUGAAGAAAAACGGAUUCCAUAUUUUUGUUAUAGUACAUGUCUAAACUCAUCAAUCAAUAAUACAAUAUAAUAUAUCCCAGUACAUAACAAAAUCGAGAAAAUAUAUACAAAAUUAAAAUCUGGGAAACAAUUUUCUAUUGUGAUAUCGACUCGUCGAUGACUUACGAAGUAAACAAGUUUAAAAAUAAAAUAAAAUUUUUAAACCUUUUGCUCAAAUAAAAACAUUCAGCUAUUAAACCGGCACUCGGAUUUAAAUUACUGUUUUUUAUUUUAUCAAACUAUUAAUAUUAAUAGACUGUAUGAUAUAAUAGAACUGAUUAAGUUUCGUUAAAUUUGUAAAGAUUAUGUAUAAUAGAACAAUUAUGUUUUACUUGCAUACGGAAAGCCAUUAAUAUUAUAAAAGAACUUUAAUAUACAGGGUGUCCCGAAACUCAUAAUUAAUUUUUCAAAAACAGAUUCCUGGGAUCAUCUGAAGACGAUUUUUCCUCAACAAAAAUGUCGAGGCACUAAUAAUUUUCGAAUUAUUAGUGAUUAGAAAUAAGGAGUUUUUCGUAAACUAAGCUUUAUAGAAAUAAAAUUAACAAAAUCACAUUCUUCGAUUAAUUUUAAAUAAAGUUUACUUUAGUUGAAUUUUAAUUUAAGACUUAAUUGCAAAGAUAUGAUGACAAAAAUCGGGAACAUGCAAAAAAUGAUGGCCUUCGACAUUUUUGCUGAGGAAAAAUUGUCUCCAAAUGAUCCCAGGAAUCUGUCUUUGAAAGAUUGAUUAUGAGUUUUGGGACACCCUAAAUAUACCAUAUAUACGUACCGUAAUAUACCGUAUAUAUAAUUUGCUAGGAAAUUGAUAAUUUUGAAAAGAAACUUGAAAUACUAAUUUGUAAAUGUGCUUCAAUAAUGUAUUUUAGUUAAAAAGGGACACGAUACUCAGGGAAUGUCGCUUAGCAAUUUAAUGAGAAUUUUUUUAACGUAACAACCACGCUGACAAGUUUUCACAACUUUUCGAAAAUUCUAUAUUUAAUAUCAGCUUGUACGUUAUUUAUUUGAGAGUGUAUUUUCGAGCUUGUGUAUACACGUAAUAUUUUAUAUGUAUUAAAAAGAGAAGUGCAUGGAUAAUAAAAUUAGCAACUCCGAUUAUGAUGUUUGUGAUAAAAUAGUAUGCACCGCGCUGAAGGAGAAGCAUUUAUUUAUAAUCAGAAUAUAUUUUUUAAGUUUGUCUUUUGCGAUGCAUUUUUUGAUGGACAAGAUUUAGACCAUUUCAAUAAUACAGCACAUUCGAGCUGUAUUCUUUGAAAAUUCCAUAUGAAUGCAUAUGAAAUAUUUUGUAAACUGUUGAUAUUUAGAUGCGUUUCUUGUAUUAUCUAUGAAGCAAGCGAGAAAAUAAAGUUUAUCGUUAUGUAUAUCCACUUUCAUUAUAUAAAUUUCGUAAAGUUUGAUUUAUAUAUACACCGAUGUUACAUCAUAUUACAAUAUAUGAUGGUAGUUAUUGGCACUUUUAUCUAGCAUAAAUUGAUUUUUAUUUAUUCACAUCGAUAUAUUACAUUAUUAAAAAUUAUUCGUCGGUUAGUUAACGGGCAGACCAUCACGAUAAAUUACAAAGUGUAUCGCACUUCAGUAUAGAUGAUACUUCUUAAUACGUUAUCUUUCGCAUAAUUUUUCUUCGAUCGUUUAUUUCGCAAAUUUUUCUAUAUUCGUGACGUUCGUUAUUAUAUAUUCUCCGUAUCGUCAUAUUGUCUUUGGAAUAAAAGUACAAUCUCUGUCGCUAUCACUCGAAA
Molecule: messenger RNA, 5489 nt
Organism: Camponotus floridanus (Florida carpenter ant)
Lineage: Eukaryota; Metazoa; Arthropoda; Insecta; Hymenoptera; Formicidae
Gene: Herc4
Product: probable E3 ubiquitin-protein ligase HERC4
Exons: 18
Coding region: 284-3505 (1073 amino acids)
Biological process (GO): ubiquitin-dependent protein catabolic process; protein ubiquitination
Molecular function (GO): ubiquitin protein ligase activity
Source: RefSeq, a predicted model, not a curated record